AUGGAUAACACCCUCUUAAUGUUUUAGCUAAAAUAUAACUAUAUACCACGGUGAUUUAAUAUUAUGGAAGUAUUAUUGAAAUUCAUUUAAGUGCGGAUGGAAUAAGAAAUAGGACUGACGAUCAUCAGAAUGAUGCAAAAAUUCACUUAACACACAGACUGGAUUUCUAAGUGCAAACAUUUGGCAUUUGAUCUUCUCAUCGUUGUACCGGAACUAGGACACAACGUUAUCUACAUUGUCUGAUCGUGUGUUCCACAUCGGGAGACAGUAAAGGUAUAAAUACUGCCUAGACAGCGCGUGUCAAACAAACGCGUGAGGUGACUUGAAAAAGAGGUACGGUGCUGGACUACGGGAACGGUAGACGUGACAAGUUGUAGUGUACUGGCUGCUGGAAAGGGGACUCUUGCUCAGGGGUACGAUGUCUAUGUUCCUAAGUAUCGUGGUGUUACUUCUGACGUCGCUGGCAGCUGCAAUGGACGUGCAGGUGUGCGGCUCGGCUCUAGAUGACAUGCUAGGACUAGUGUGCGGGCACAGGGGAUUCAACUGGUUAAAAACCCAAGAUCGCGGGGAAGUAUCGAAACGUCGUGUAGGUCAUUCCGCAAUAGUUGGCUGGACUGGCAUCGUUAACGAGUGCUGUCGGCGGCCCUGCUCCUUCAACCAGCUUGAGCAAUACUGCGCAGAACCGAGCUACGUGACACAGAGUCAACCUUCCUUACCAAAAUACGUGGAAAAUCUUAACACAGCCCAAAAUGAUAUACGUACCCACGACAGCAUGAGCGAUGUGAACGCUGGACCGGUCACAUCCACACCACAUCCCAUUGGAGAAACGUCGGAUCCCUCAGCCCACACUCAAUCCACAGAGGCAACCCUAAGCCCCGCACAAAGACACUUCAUUAACCAGGCCAUACGGAUGCGGUUUUUCUUCGUACGCCCAAUGGGGUUUCAGCCAACACGUGCACCUUUAGUAUUGUGAUAGACAGCAUAUCUUUAAAUACGAUAAUACAUUUUCUAAAUUACGAGUGUUACCGUUUUUAUAUUAAUAUCGCUGUGAUCAUACCAGUAAAAACCACGAUAUUUCUAAUUAAGAGAGAAUGGCAGAUGGUAUUUACAUUAAUUGAGGGUUCAUAGCUUAAAUGGUCAAAUUUAAACAUGUAAAUGAAUUGUCAUCGCAACCUACUUGUUUGAAAAAAAAAUUGAAUUUUCGAAAAACAAUUUGUCUGCAUCGUGAAUUUAAAAGCAACUUUAAUUUUUUUAGGUUACCAUUCGUUUACAGAUAAAGAUAUACGUUAUUUCAGAACAAAUAUUAUGUGCAUGGGAAAUGUGUCAGGCGUAUAAAGCAUUUGCUUGUUUCCACUAACCCAACCCCGAAUUUUUGGUGCCGAUCUUUAAUUUUGAUUCAGCAUUAAGUUUUCGAUCACUUUUGAUAAAUUUGAUCACAAAUAUUUAAUUUUUGCUUAAUUUACCUUAAAUACACAAACAUUUAAUUAAGAAAAGGGUUCAAUUUAGAUUGGGAUGCUUUCUUUCUUAUUGCGGUUGCAUAUUCCAUAAAAUACAAACAUUGUUUAACGAACUGAUAUAUCCUAAUAGUUGGCAAUGUUAGUGGAAACAUUGUCAUUUUAGCCUCUUCAUGUGUCAUGUUUAUGUAAUAGAAAUUAACAAAAGAAGCACAUGCUUGUUUGUUUUUAAUAUGUAUAAAUUAUUUAGUUACAGUAUGAUUCUUCUGAAUAAACCGCUGAAAUGUU
Dreissena polymorpha is the source of this 1742-nucleotide messenger RNA. Its product is annotated as insulin-like growth factor I-A. The transcript is spliced from 6 exons. Gene Ontology annotation, cellular component: extracellular region. The record is from RefSeq and is a predicted model, not a curated record. Lineage: Eukaryota; Metazoa; Mollusca; Bivalvia; Myida; Dreissenidae. Bases 419 to 973 code for a protein of 184 amino acids. Gene Ontology annotation, molecular function: hormone activity.